Ambispora gerdemannii is the source of this 4371-nucleotide messenger RNA. NCBI's taxonomy places the organism in Eukaryota, Fungi, Glomeromycota, Glomeromycetes, Archaeosporales, Ambisporaceae. The record is from the annotation of a GenBank genome assembly.
AUGUACCGCGUUCUUUCAGAGAAAACUGAAAAUUCCAUCGAUGGCAAUGACGAUACCUCACAAUCUGCUAAAGAUUUUAUAACACGUGUUCUGAGUCCUCGUGUUGCUGUAGUGUCUUCGCAAGACGCUGAUAUGGCAUGUCGAGCGAACAACUUUUCAAAUUUUUUGGAAUUAAUCCGACCUUUUGGCGAAAGAUAUGAAGGCAGAAUAACGGCUCGUGAUUCACAAGGCUUACCUAACCCAAUUGAAGGAUUCACGUUUCGUUUCGCGGAUCUAGCGUGUCUGGAACAACCAGAUAAUCAGAUUAUUGCGAAAUUGUUGUCUGAAAAGGUCAAAUCUUAUUGUGGUGACCCUAAGCAGCUAAAUGAAGUUCAGCAUAUUUCAUCAAAGGCUGAUCUCACAGAAAGGUACUUGAAAGCAUCCCAAGAUGACAUAACUCCCUGGUAUGCAGAAUAUCGUCGUUUCUUUUUUAAAUUGACUGGCGUUUCUGAACACGAGACUUUUGAGCACCCUGUAGCAUGUAUAAUUGUCGUGAGCUCAUUAAAUCCGGAUCCACUCAACCAAUUCGCUCAACUUUUUGACGAUAAUAUUCUUCCUGCUCCGAUAUAUGAGAAAGGGUUUAUGGAUCCUAACAUAUUAAAAUAUUAUGUGCUCUUGCAUGACAAUCAUAAAACGAGUUUGGAACAUUCUGAGGCAAUUUUUGACCAGAUGAAACGGAAAUUCGGACUCAAUUGCCAUUUACUUGAAUUGAAUUCUAUCCCACUGCCCACUAUUCCGGAUAACAAUGAUCCAUUUUCACAACCUCCGACUUCACCCAUAAAUUCCAGUUCAAACACAGACAUAUGGUCCUCAUCUAUACACGAAACCAAUCUUCUCCAAUCUCUAAUUGCAAAUUCCACAUCUUCUAAUUCAGAAAUACGCGCCCGACAUGAUUUAUUUCCUUCAAUUCAAACAAACACACUACCAUUGUCACCUACUGCAUCGACUCUUAAUUCGCCGACUUCAUCUAUUAGUGAAGAUAUGUUAUUUCUCGCUAAAGAAAAAGAAACUAGUGUUUUUGAAUCACAGAAUAUUGUCGAGCUCGUGGGAAAUUUGCCGCCCUCUGUUGUAAUAUAUGGGCAAUAUUUAAGUGAAAAAGAUUUUGCGGGAAUUCAAUCUUUUAUUCGAGAGUUUGUUGCGCAAAGUAUGAUACCUUCCAUGGAGAGAAAUAUCCACGUGUGGAAUGAACAAGUGGCUGCAUCACGUCGAGGCAUUACUGGCAGGCUUUUCAGCGCAAGUCGUCGUUAUUUCGGCACUGGUGGAAAAUCUUCAGGUCAACCUCCUUCCACCCAACAAUCAUCGAAUUCACCAAGUGGACCUCAAAACGCUUUUGCAAACACAAUUUAUCCUCAUACUUCACCGGAAGCCCAAAUGAGAAAAUUGGCUGACUAUGCAUUUAUGUUACGUGAUUAUCGGCUUGCUCAUUCUGUAUACGAUACUAUAAAAAAAGAUUUCUCCGCCGAUAAGGCAUGGAGGUAUUAUGCGGGAGCACAGGAAAUGAUUGGGCUCUGUUUACUAAUGUCCACAUCCCCAAUUGGAAAUAAAACGGAUAUCGAUCAUUAUUUCGAGCAAUCGGUCAAUGCGUUCUAUAAUCGCGCAAAAUCGCCUUUUUUUGCGACGAAAGCAACAAUUUUAUAUUACGAAAUGUUAAAACAUCGAAAACUGUAUAAAGACGCGCCUACUGCAUUAAUCAGAAUGAGCGGAGAGGAUUCCGAUCUUAGAAGUGCAUUAUUCCUAGAACAGGCCGCGCAUGCGUUUUUACAUUGUCCGAGGCCGAUGAUCCGAAAAUAUGCAUUUCACUUGGUGAUGGCUGGUCAUCGUUAUGGAAAAUGUAAUCAGCGGGAACACGCUUACCGUUGUUAUCUCGCCUCUUCUCACGUGUUUGAGGAUCGUUCGUGGUCAUUAGUUGAGGAUCAUAUUCACUUUGCGCUUGGACGUCAAGCUUUUCAUAUGGGAGAUCUGGAUAGUUCACUGCAUUUUUUCUUGAAACUAUUGCGUGAGAGUCGUCAACCAGCAUCACAACAGAAUGCUUAUUUAAGAGAAUUUUUGUAUAUAUACAAGCAUUACAGUAACAAAACUGGCAAGGAACCUACAUUCAAUCCGCCAGAUCUUCCUAUUCCUGUGAUUCUAGAUGCAUCUCUUCGCGUUGUUUUGUCAAAUGCACAGUCAGGCGAGUACGAUGAAAUAUGGCAUACAAUGGAACAAGCCUUUGUUGAUGAAAAGUAUAAAAAUGUUGAUGCAUUUGGAAGAAACAAGCUGAACCCUGUUGCUUUGACAAAAGAUAGUCGUCAGACUGUUUGCGCCGUUGCAGAACCAUUUUAUGUACAAUUUGAUGUCUACAAUCCGAUGCAAAUUUCUAUAAAUGUCACAGAUCUUAUUCUAGAAUGUGACUAUAUUUCUUCGACUAAAGAUUCCUUAUCCCUACGGGUAACUCCAAAACGGGAGGGAACGAUCAAAAUCGUCGGGCUUCGUUAUAGUCUCCAUUCGAUUGUUCGUAGCCGUAGAACAUUUGCAAAACGAGGAAAGCGACUAAAUAACACUAAGCAACAGAUGAUGGAUGUAGUGUAUGCACCUGACCUAUCUCUAGAGGUUUUGGUCACCUCGCCGAUGCCGUUGCUUGAGGUUGCUUUCCACUCUUUCCCGGAAAUGCUGUUCUCUGGCGAAGUUAUACAAGUGGUACUGGAGAUUAAUAAUAAAGGACAAACGGGGUUGACGGAUUUACAAGUUAAAAUGAGUCAUCCCAGUUUCUUUUGUGUUGGCGAUGCUGAAAUGCUAGAGAAAACAAUAUACGGAGAUACCCCGGAGUUUCCCGAAUUUCCAAAUUCAGAAUCGUCUUCAGAAAAGCUGAAAAUUUCAAAUAUUUUAUUUAAUUCGAGUAUCAAUAGUAUACCAUUGCCUAUUGUAGAGGACAAUGGUACUGAUGGUAGUCGUGACUCUAACUUUGUGUUAGCUCCGGGAAAGACGACAUUAAUUCCAAUAUGGAUUCGGGGGGAUAGAAUAGGGAAACAUAUGUUUCGUUUUUUCUUUACCUACCAAUCUGAGGAUCCCAAUGUUGCCAUGAAGUAUCGUAGUCUGAGAUAUUUCGUCACGUCACAAGUAUUGCCUUCCCUAAAGAUCAGCGCGUUUACGCGUCCGAGUACUCGCGGUUUGAAUGAAUUUAUAUUGGGCAUCGAGACCGAAAAUCUGCAAACUACAGCAGAUUUUCAGUUAUUACAGAUUUCUUCGUUAAGUCCUUCUUGGUCAAUAUCGCCGAUUAAUAUUACGACUGGUGAUGAUCAAAAUUCUAAAGUUUUAAUAGCACCCCGUCAGACCACGUAUACCUAUUAUCGAAUAAGCAAAUGUCAAAUAGAUUCUCCAGCUGAUCAUUUAACACCUGAACAAUAUGCUUUAAAUGCUCUUGAGCGUAUAUUAAGCGGCAAUUAUGAGUCAAAGACCCUAGAACCCUCCCCAAUAGAGCUUAUCGUCACAAACUUACCUUUUACAAGCCGAGUAAUAAAAAAUGCAUCUAAACCACUCGAAGGAUUCUCCCUAAACUCCCGAGUACAAUGGCGCAUCAAUGCACUCAGCAAUCAGUUCCCUGCGCUCACUCAAAAACAGCACGAACAAAUAUUCACAUUAUACACCACCAACGACGUUGAUCUCGUUAUCUACUGGAACAUACCAAGCUCGCAACGUCAAGGUCAUCAUUAUAUAAUUGGCAUUAAUUUAGGGGUGCAACAGAACCCAUUUCAAGGCAAGGAAAUUUUAGCGUUGGUUGCUUCUGCUCCUAAUCGCGCUCUAUUUGAACAGACGAUAAAAGAGCGAGCAAUACUUGUGAACAGUUUAUUGAAGAAUAAACAUUUUAAGGAGGAGAGCCCCUUGAAGGUUUUAUUGAAAUGUAAAGAUAUGUAUGAACAUAAUUUUGUUUCUGAAAGUCUGUGUGUUCUUCCAAUCAAAAUAGUGAUAAAGAAUUGCUCGUGGAAUAAACAUGUUGGGUUCAAUUUGGAAUUGCUGUCAUUUGAUGAGAAUCUUAAUUUACGAAGUACUAUGUCACAUAAAUCAUUACACAACAAUAUUUUCAAUUGGACCGGUGAGACGUAUAAAUACGGCUCGUUAUCUCCAAACAAUGAAAUUGAAUUCGAGGUAAAGGCGUGUUUCACACAACCUGGUGUCUAUGAUAUUAAUCGGUGGCGAUUAACCGUGAAUAUGGAUUACGAUUCCACCGUCAAUACGACAGCAAUUACAGGAGGAGGAGAGGGAGUAAUGAUAUCUAAUGCUGCUGCUGAUAGUAUUAAGGGCGGAUAUAUGCAGAUGCCAAAUGCACCACAUCUUUUGACGUUAUUGAAUACUUGA